AUGCGUACGCGUGUGGAUCGUUCCGUUGACAUCUUCAUUGCCCUACAUCCAUGCGUCGAAGAUACUUCAGAGGAGAGAACGGGUGACACGUGUUGUACCAAUGAUAUGGCGCCAGAAGAAGGUUGUGGAAGCAUGGCUCGCCCUAACAGGAUGCCAUGUAUAGUAUUGCCUUCUUCUUUACAAGUUCAGGGGAGCGGAACACAUAUAUUGUUUCACAAUGGCUGUAUUGAUCAUCGUUCCAUUGCAACUACGCUGGGUGACGCGGCGUGGGAGGAGUUACGGCGGAGUGGUACAUUUUGGUUUCUUUCCUGCGUUCCCCCUCAUUUGUCCGCAAAGGGUGAAAGUCAGGCCUUGAGUGGACUGGGCGAGGUGGAGGCAUUCAUGCUGCAGGACUUGACAGGACGAGUGCUAGAUGUUGCUUCCUCGCCACUGGAAGUGUCUGUAAUACAAUGGAUGGAGGGAGGGGCUGUGUCUCAUACGGCGGGUGAAGAUGAGUUGCCCUGGCGAUACUCGAAUGAAAGCAGCGGUCAAUUUAUGGGCGUGCAAGCAGUAGUCGAAUUUGUGAAGGAACGCCUAACGGAUACGGAACACGAAGCAGCAACGUUUUGCUUUCAUUUAGUAAGCAUUACAUUUCUUGAUUCUAGGUGUGCACGCACCAGUGAGAUUGUUCUGGCGGGUGUGAACGCGUCUUUUGAGGCCUUGCCAACAAGUAACUCCCGAGCACUCGUCGCGGUGCGUUGCUUGUUUGCUAAUGCAGCUUCUGCUGUGUUGGGACACUCACAGCCCCAGGGGCACGGCAGUUGUAGUAUUCCUGAGCUUAACGCAUGGACCUCACAAAUUCUACCAGAAGAAAUCGUCAGGUUUCUCAUUGUACGACGCUUGUAUUCCACAAAGAGAGUAAAUGAGGAAGAGGUGGAGGAAGAGCGAGAAAAAGAGCCUUGUCAAUUUUGUUUACCGUCAGUACGCGUGGUGUAUGCCGUUCUGGAAAUAGAUGAAAAGGCGCUUCUCCAUCGGGACAAGGAGGUGCGUACCGACCACAGCACAUCAGCGCCACUCCUGCGGUAUAUCUUCUUCUGGUGCGCACUGGGGGCCCUCGUGGUCACGGAUGACGUUGAUGCUGACUGCGAUACCACCGAUGGUCGUGAUAACAACGCCAUGAAUGGCACUCAAGAUAACACAUGUGGUAUGGAUCCACGACAAGGCCCAGCUAAUGGAGUAGGAAAUGCCAAGGAGUGGCUACAAAAAUUGCUUAUCGAACCUUUGCUUUUUUCUCGGUUAAUGGAUGGCUGGCGUGAUGGAGGGGGAGGUGAUGAAGUGGUCUGCUCCACUCGACGCCUUCUCACUGCUCUUGAGCAGUCGCACCACGUGGCAAACUGGGUGAGGGAAAAGGGGUUGCAGCGACGGGUGCGGGGUCUUGUUUCGUCUGCGGUACAUCCAUCUAUUUCUGUAGGCGAUGUGCUGAGUCUUUAUAGCGCGGAAAGUGACGCUCUUACUUGGUGUCAGCGGCUGGAGUGGGAGUAUUACACCGCGCUUGGGGAUCUUUUUGCGUCGCGUGCUUUUCCGUCGGGGUGCCUUGUCGCAACUAAACCGAAGCAGCAUUGUGACGCCUCCGUUCAGUGUCCAGAAGCAUCAAAUCCACUGGACAAAAGCAGGGAAAUGGAAAUGACGCUGUUGAGGCAUGAAAGCUAUCAUGAAGGCCCUUCAGAGCCUCCUCCUGAAGGUAUUACGAGCGUGGAGCCCCGUACGUUAGCUUCCCCCUGUGAAGAGUUGAGUUAUUCGACAGCAUGUUUCUCACCACAUGAACGAAUGCUGCAGUCACUGUUAGUGUCAUCGGGUGACCUAUCUCGUCGUUUAAUUGAAGCUGAGGCCGUUAGAAGACUUUUGAUUGAGUUUCGCGCUGCAGAGUGUAUGGUGUCCAUACUGUUUUCUCUUGCAGAUCAAUGGCAACGCUGUCAUGUAAAACAAAUAAAUUUGCCCAGUAAGUUGUGGCUCACGAAGGAGGACGAAGACGAGGAGGUGGAAAAAGCAUGGCAACAUGCCUUGCGUGGACGUCACGGCGAGCUUCACUUGCAGUCGGGGUUGCUACGAGAAUAUACCAAUAUGACUGAGGGCAUCUUUUUAUUGUUGCUAGACAAUGUCGAAGAGAAGCUCUUGUGCUUCAUGGACGCUGCAGCUGCUCCAACGCGAGAGAACAAACUGAACUUACUUCGUGUUUCCCCCUUCAAAUGCAUGGAUGCAACCGUGCGGACGACGAUGCUGUCUAAUGAGCGUCAGCCGGCGCUUAUGUGUGGAGACUUUCCUGGAUCUGAGUCAUACAUUUUUUCCCAGAAUGACAACUUUCAUCAGCAGCUAUCAGCUGAAGUGUUACCAACGAUGAAGUCAGUCGAUGUAUUCGAGGAUGGGGGCUUUCACUUGCAGCGGCGGCUUGGCGAGGAGGGUGAUGCACCGACGAUGGAGGGCGGCACACUGAGUGGGCCAUCCCCGCAUCCUGUGGAAGAUGCUGCGAAGGACUGCUGCGAAGACGGCAGGGCCGUUGUGAAGGAUAAACGCCGGGUGCCGAUGACAGAGAGGGAUAGUUUGGUGUCUUUUUGUCUGAACCGUGUUUGCCGCCACGGAGACACGUUGAAUGAGGUUUCAUCUGGACAUCGUCAUCGGCUCUGCCGUGCCAACACACGUGGUUCCGCGCAAGAUCCGCUUUAUCGCCGACUGCUUACUACAGGAGGCGUCAAGACUGUUGCGGACCCUCAAGCUACUUGCAAGGGGCCGCUACCUGCCCUAAGCUUUUCCGAUAUUACGAAGGAGAGUGCAGGUUGGUCAGAGUCGCAGGACCUCGACGAUUUUAGGAAACUGUUUGCGUACGGUAUUUACGUGGUGGGGGCGGCCGGGAGUGGGAAAUCGAGUUUAAUAUGCGCUCUCUUGCGUGAGGCGUCCCUGGUUGCUCCUCCUCCAACGGUUGAGCUGCACACAAUGACUAUCCGGCGAACCUCAACAAUCGUUGAGGUGCCUUUUCCGAAGAACCCACUCCCCCUGGGUGGCCACUGCAACGCUACACCGUCCAACCUGCAGCAGUGGAUGAAUGCCGUUGAGGAGGGAAGUGCGGCGCCGUCUCGGGUUUGCGUGAAUCUUGUGGAGUUACCGGGCCCUUUUUUACUCGUGGCCAGUAGAGGAUGUGUGAAGCUGCCAAUCCGAGGUGUUGUGUAUUGCAUUACCUAUCAUCUGCAAGAUGACUGGGAAGUGACAAAAGAAACGAUAUGGCAACAUGUGCUUACGCUCCAGUAUGCUGUGGCGAUGCCAAGUUCACAUGUUGCCAAUGUGCGGAGAAGCGACACCGACAACGCGAACGACGCACGUGAUGAGGCGUUGCAUUUGCCGGUGGUGCUUGUCGGCACUCACGCAGAUUCCAUCGCUGGUCUGCCUUCUACGGAACGGCUUGCUGCCGCGCAACAUCAAUUGAAUUGCCUUCAACGGUGGUUUGAAGAACGUGUUGAGCUGCAGAAGGGAUCUGCUGAGAACCACCUACUACCGCAGCCGAUGCUAGUCGAUUCCUGCCUUACGAAUACGUUCAACUUUUUAUUUAUUUCUGAUUACUCAAAUAAUAGGACGGCAUUUCAGACGCUUUUUCAUCGGAUGCUGCGAUUUCUUCACCACACUGCGCCAUUGAGCCCAAUACACCUCUUGGCACGGUGGCUUCCUCAACGCCUGCUCUUUCCGCGUGAAACUCCGGUUGAGGCGGUCAGUGAAACUGCCGAGUCCACGGAGUUGAGAAAGAGUUAUCCCCAUUUAAUGAUGAGUGGGACACUUGAGGGGUUUUGGGAGCUCCAACGUCACCGUGGUGUUUCUGCCGCAGCAAUGGAAAAACAGUACUACGAAGGGGACCAUGAAGAUGGGAAGGCGCAACAGAUUUCUCUUCCUGCCCCCAUCUCCCCACAUACACUGGGGUUGUGGUGGAGCCGCAGUUCAGCAGGGCUUCUUGUUCUCUUUACUGCCCUCCAACGGUUGCGGCAAUUUGUUUCUUGUUGCUUUGACGAGCAAUCCUUGGAAAACGCGGUGCUCUACCACCUGGGCUUUGUUUCUCCAGAUGCUCCUGAUGAAGUGGAUGUGGGUGAAGCAAUGGAACCUUUUCUGUGUGAAAGGGAUGUGUUUCUGGAGGCGCUACUGGAAGAGUGUCGGCUUCGCGGUGUGCUCUUGUUUCUUUCCUGCACUCUAGCCAAUUCCCUGGAAGAGAAGGGCUGCGAGAGUGACCUGGGUUAUGUCCACAACCCAUCCCCCUCGAGGUCGCUGCCUCAGCGACUGUGCAUGGUGAUUCUUGGUCCAGAGUGGGUGGAGAAUAUCUGGUCAAAGACGUUAGCACCACAAAUGGUUGUCUAUCAUACCAUGUCUCUGUUACGUGGUUCUGAAAGCAUUCUAACUGAUGCCUUGAGUAACAUUUUUGGGUAUUGCGAGGAACAGCUUGGCAUCGCAUUUACUGCAGCAGACUUCACAGCAGUGUGGCCGCAGUUGUCUCAGAUUUUGUCAACGGCCUCCGCCGAGGCUGCGGCUGACAACAUCAACACUAUAUGUGACUAUUUCUAUCAAUACCUUACACGAGGCUCUGUUUCCUUGGCGCUUCUGCAGUUCUUAUGGGGCCCACCGUAUAACAUUCUUGCGACAAAUGAAAUGAGCGCUAGAAUGGCUCUUGUGGGAAGUGGAUUGGCACGCAGAAAGGUGAGAAAUGAGCGCGAAGUAUCAACUGAUGAUCAAGAUGGACUGAUGCAGUUGUAUCUGCCAUCUGCUGUUUUGACGAACAGAAGUUUAUUAUGUGCGUAUGGUGACUAA
Messenger RNA from Trypanosoma rangeli, 4815 nucleotides. RefSeq lists its product as uncharacterized. The coding region runs from base 1 to 4815 and encodes 1604 amino acids. The transcript has a single exon. Lineage: Eukaryota; Euglenozoa; Kinetoplastea; Trypanosomatida; Trypanosomatidae. The record is from RefSeq and is a predicted model, not a curated record.